AUGUCCCAAAAAGUUUUGUUUGUGUUAGAUCCUUCGAUCAUUCAGGAGUCUGCUACCAAAAUCGCCCUCAUCAAGAAACUCUUGGGUUAUGCUUAUCCAACAUGUUUGGUCGACCAAUAUAAUAUCAAUUUGAUCUUUCUUCGAGAAAAGCAGCAGAAUGUUGCGUAUGACAGUUAUUCAUACGUGUAUUAUUUGAAUAGCAGCAAUUUUGCGGAGAUUUUAUCAUUUUUACUCGGACAAGUGAAAAUUGAUGAUCUUCCAACUGAGGUCCAACAACUUUGCAAGGAUUAUCGACAUGAAGAAGCCAGCACUGCUUAUGAAAUUAGUGACGAGGUGCUCAAGACAUUAUACAGGCUCAUGAAACCUGACGGGAAGUUCUACAUGACCAAUGAUGCCCUUACUUUGAAUGGGAUUAUGGCUGGGUUCCUUGCGGAUGGGAAAUUCUGGGUUAAACCAAACAACCAAGCGGUUUCCAUCCCAUUGAAGAAAAAAUCUCCUACAUCGAAUUCCACUGCCAAUGCUAAUCCAUUAAAACUUAAGUUUUCCAAGUUCAAGAAAGCCACAACCACGGUGCCUGCUGCUGCAAAAGAAAUCACCGACCUUCGAAAUAAACUCCAGUUUUUCGAUUCCAACGACGACCUAAUAGACGAGAAUGAUCUUCUUGAUGAAUUGGCCCUCUCGGCGCCUAUUAAGUUGACCUCGGUCAAAUGUGUGUUUGAUGAUGAUGGCUUGCCGGUGAAACGACGCAAGAAGGCUUGCAAGAAUUGUUCUUGUGGGUUGAAGGAAUUGGAAGAGCAAGAGAUUGAGGCCCAAGAGGCGGAACGUAACAAGAAUGCGGUGAAGUUGACUAGUCAAGAGAUCACGGAGAUUGACUUCACUGUUGAAGGAGACAAGGUUGGAGGAUGUGGCAGUUGUGCACUUGGGGACGCUUUCCGAUGCGAUGGCUGUCCGUACUUGGGGCUUCCUGCUUUCAAGCCUGGACAGGCGAUCUCCAUCAGCGGCAUGGACGAUGAUUUCUAA
Saccharomycopsis crataegensis is the source of this 1020-nucleotide messenger RNA. RefSeq names its product electron carrier DRE2 (gene DRE2). NCBI's taxonomy places the organism in Eukaryota, Fungi, Ascomycota, Saccharomycetes, Ascoideales, Saccharomycopsidaceae. The transcript has a single exon. The record is from RefSeq and is a predicted model, not a curated record. Gene Ontology annotation, molecular function: iron-sulfur cluster binding. Gene Ontology annotation, cellular component: cytoplasm. Bases 1 to 1020 code for a protein of 339 amino acids. Gene Ontology annotation, biological process: iron-sulfur cluster assembly.